AUGUCUGAUUUAGUACAAAUUACAAGUUUAGCUGAUACCAAGGUUUUCGAACCCUUAAAGGUCGGUGAUAUAGAAUUACAACACAGAGUGGCUUUCCCACCAACUACAAGAUAUAGAGCAAAUGACGACCAUACCCCAUCCACUUUGAAUCUCCAAUAUUAUAAAGAUAGGGCUUCAACUCCAGGAACUUUACUUGUUACAGAGGGUGUCCAUGUAUCCCCAAGACUCGGUCUUUAUAGAAAUGCUCCAGGAAUUUGGAGUCAAGAUCAAGUAAAAGCAUGGAAGAAAGUUACCGACGCAGUCCAUGAAAAUGGAUCUUUCAUCUCAAUUCAAUUUUGGGCUUUAGGAAGGGUAGCUGAUCCACAAUACAUGAAAGAAUUAGGCUUGGAUCUUUUGGCCCCAUCGGCUGUUUUUGACACCAAGGAAAAUGAAGAAGCUGCUAACAAAGCAGGUACAAAAUUGAGAUCAAUUACAGAAGAAGAAAUUCAGUCAAUUAUUUUGGAAGAUUACACUACCGCAGCUAAAAAUGCUGUCGCUGCUGGGUUCGAUAUCAUAGAACUUCAUGAUGCUCAUGGAUAUUUAUUAGAUACAUUUUUACAAUCAUCUUCCAACAACCGUACUGAUAAAUACGGUGGUUCAAUUGAAAAUCGUUCAAGAUUCAUUCUUGAGUUGAUUGACCAUUUAACCGAAAUUGUUGGACUGUCCAAGCUUGCUAUUAGAAUCUCACCAUAUGCCACUUUCCAAGGUAUGCAUGGUGUUGACAGUGAAAUCCACCCUUACGUCCAAUUCGGAUACUUAUUACAUGAAUUACAAAAAAGGGCCGAUCAAAAGAAAGAAUUGGCCUAUGUUUCUAUUGUGGAGCCAAGAGUUAGUGGAAAUUUGAAUGUAGAAGGGGAGAUUACCACCUCUAACCAAUUUGUAUUAGAUGUUUGGAAAGGCAUUAUUUUUAGAUCGGGUAAUUACGUGUACGAUGCACCAGAAUUUAAAACCUUGAAGAGAGAUGUCAAAGAUGGCAGAACUAUUGUGGGUUUUUCCAGAUUUUUCAUCACAAAUCCUGAUUUACCCUUGAGAUUGAAAAAUGGAUGGGCCUUGCAAAACUACGUCAGGGACCUUUUCUAUAACGUCAAGGAAAAUUGGGGUUAUAAUACUUGGACAAAAUUUGGUGAAGAAAACAAAUAUGUUGAAGCUGAAGAAAGAGCCAAAGGUCCAAAACCCAUCGAAAUUUCUUAA
Yamadazyma jaroonii is the source of this 1230-nucleotide messenger RNA. Lineage: Eukaryota; Fungi; Ascomycota; Pichiomycetes; Serinales; Debaryomycetaceae. The record is from the annotation of a GenBank genome assembly.